Tripterygium wilfordii is the source of this 802-nucleotide messenger RNA. Its product is annotated as E3 ubiquitin-protein ligase RHA1B-like. Gene Ontology annotation, molecular function: ubiquitin protein ligase activity. NCBI's taxonomy places the organism in Eukaryota, Viridiplantae, Streptophyta, Magnoliopsida, Celastrales, Celastraceae. Gene Ontology annotation, biological process: protein ubiquitination. The transcript has a single exon. Bases 82 to 597 code for a protein of 171 amino acids. The record is from RefSeq and is a predicted model, not a curated record.
CUCAACUCUCAAGUCGCAUUCCUCCAUCUCUCUCUCUACAGCCACCACUUCUCUCUCUACAGACGCGUCGCGGCCACAAAAAUGGGUUUUCCAGUCGGUUAUACGGAGCUUCUACUCCCCAAAGCACUAAUUCACACACUUUCCAUACUGGGUUUCAUCAGAAAACUCAUAAACACCCUCUUUCGUUAUCUGGGUCUCCCCGAUUUCUCGGAACCCGAUUUCGUUUGGACCGACCAGCAACCCACCCGAAUCCCGGUCUCUCCUUCCAUGUCGACGCUUCUAAUACGCGAGAUCCUUCCAGUCGUCAAGUUCUCAGACCUUGUGGAUCCGCCCGACAGCUGCGCUGUCUGUUUGUACGAAUUCGAAAGUGACGAUGAGAUCAGACGGUUGACGAAUUGCCGGCAUAUCUUCCAUCGGAUCUGCCUGGACCGUUGGAUGGGAUACGAUCAGAAGACUUGUCCGCUCUGCCGUACACCCUUUUUACCGGAUCAUCAGCAGGAGGAUUUCAAUGAGAGGCUUUGGGGUUCUUCUGGAAUUUCUGAAAGUUUUGGGGAAUAUUCACAAAUUCCUGGUUUGUAUCAGGACAUUAGUUAUUAGAUUUAAAUAAAGAAAACAAAAAGAGAGACAUUUUUUUUUUCUCCUUUGUUUUUGGGGGGUUUGGAUGGGUUGAUCUCUGUAUAUAUACAAGAAUUAUCAAAAGGAAUGAAAAUUGAGUUGCUAGAAUUAGAUUAUUUUUGUUGUUCUUUUUUCCUCCCCAUAUUUUUUUCUGGGUUAUAAUAAAUAGUCAAAAUUUGUGGUAUAA